UAUGAAUUGGUCUUCAGCCCAAGGUGAGACGGGUAUCGUCGUAUUACCAUUCCCCGCGGAACCUCACUUGAUAUAUAUACACUCGUCUUUUGCGCUCCAUGAUCCGCAAUUCUGUGAACAUAAACGAUAUUACCAAAACCAGUUUCAUCUUCGCUUCGUUCCCAGUUCUCCGAAAUCACCGCAGUUUUCUGUUCAUUUCCUCUCUCUAGGCGGAGCUGAUGGGCAGGCCACCGAGCAACGGAGGUCCUUCUUUCCGAUUCAACCCUACCGAGGUUGCUGAGAUGGAGGCUGUUUUGCAAGGACACAAUACUCAAGUGCCUGCUCGUGAAGUUCUUGUGUCUCUUGCUGAAAAAUUUAGUGCUUCACCCGAGAGACGUGGAAAGUUUGUUGUUCAGAUGAAACAAGUAUGGAAUUGGUUCCAGAACAGGCGAUACGCUAUCAGAGCAAAAACAUUUAAGGCUCCCACUCCUCCCAGUAAAGUUACUGCUCCUGUAAUGCCUCAAAGUGAACCAACUAUUGUAAGAACAGUCCCUCAGGUUCCCCAACCUUCCCACCCUGCGGCAGUCACAGUGAAACCAAUGACCCAAGCUCAUCAGGGACCUCAAGCCAUUGCUGCCCCAUCAGCAAGUGCAGGUAGGAAUGGUUCAGAUAACUCGCAAAUGGAGUUUGAAGCAAAAUCUGCAAGGGAUGGUGCAUGGUAUGACGUGUCGAAAUUUCUCUCACAUAAAUCCAUGGAAACUGGAGAUCCUGAAGUCCUUGUUCGAUUUGCUGGGUUUGGAUCAGAAGAGGAUGAGUGGGUUAAUGUUCGCAAAAAUGUUAGGCAGAGGUCUCUUCCCUGUGAAUCAUCAGAAUGCGUAGCAGUUCUACCAGGAGAUCUAAUCCUCUGCUUCCAGGAAGGUAAGGAGCAGGCUCUUUACUUUGAUGCACAUGUCCUUGAUGCUCAAAGGCGGAGGCAUGACAUAAGAGGCUGCCGCUGUCGCUUCUUGGUCCGCUAUGAUCACGAUCAAUCUGAGGAAAUCGUUCCUCUGAGGAAGAUUUGCCGGCGGCCUGAAACUGAUUAUAGGUUAGAGCAACAAAAUACCGAUUCUGCCAAGCAGUCAAAAACCAGUAAUGAUCCUAUUCAGACAGCCAACACUCCAACAGCUGAAGCAGCACACAAGCCACCACCAUCAUCAUCCAUCAUAUCAUCUGGCAAGACUACUGAACCGAUGGCCAAAAAGAUGAAGACGGAUGUGCAUGUGUCUGUUUCAGCUCAAGUUGAUGUCUCUGCCUCUACAUUGAAGAACCCUAAGGCAGUGGAGCAACAAAAAACAUUUAUAUAUUCUCAAACUCACAAUACCUUAAAGGUCUGUCCCCCAGCAGAACCCCCCCAAAGAUUUACACAUUCCGCUGAACCAACAUUAUCACCUUUGGCUGAACCAGCAUUAUUGCCUCAAGCCGGACCAACAUUAUCAUCUCUGGCCGAACCACCACCUACGGCUGAACCAGCAUUGCCACCCACAGCUGAACCAGCAUUGCCGGCUCCAGCUGAACCAGCAUUCUUACCUGUGGUUGAACCAGCAUUGCGGUCUCCUGCUGAACCAACAUUAUUGCCUGCAACCAAUCCACCAUUAAUUCCCCUGUCUGAACCAACAUUGCCACUUGCGAUUGUACCAGCAUUGACACCUCCAGCUGAGCCAGCAUUGCAGCUUCCGGCUGAAUUAGCAUUGCCUCCUCCAGCUGAAUCAGCAUUGGCACCUCCAGCUAUGCCACCUCCUGCUGAACCAGCAUUGCCACCUCCGGCUGAACCAACUUUACCGCCUCCAGCUGAACCCACUUUACCGCCUCUGGCUGAACCCACUUUACUCCCUCCGGCCGAACCAGCAUUGCCGCCUCCUGCCGAACCAGCAUUGCCGCCUCCUGUCAAACCAGCAUUGCCGCCUCCUGUCGAACCAGCAUUGCCGCCUCCUGUCGAACCAGCAUUGCCGCCUCCUGUCGAACCAGCAUUGCCGCCUCCUGCCGAACCAGCAUUGCCGCCUCGUGCUGAACCAGCAUUGCCGCCUCCUGCUGAACCAGCAUUGACGCCUCCCGUCGAACCAGCAUUGACGCUUCCGGCUGAACCAGCAUUGACGCUUCCGGCUGAACCAGCAUUGACGCUUCCGGCUGAACCAGCACCGACUCCUCUAGUGGAACCAGCAUUGACUCCUCCAGUGGAACCAACAUUAACGCCUCCAUCGAAAUCAGCAUUAACGCCUCUGGCUGAAUCAAUGUUAAUAUCCCUGGUUGAACCAACAGUAACACCUCUUGCUGAACCAACUGUCAUACCUCUGGCUGAACCAACUGUCACACCUCUGGCUGAACCAACUGUCACACCUCUGGCUGAACCAACUGUCACACCUCUGGCUGAACCAACUGUCACACCUUUGGCUGAACCAACUGUCACACCUCUGGCUGAACCGAAUACAACAGCCCUUGCUGAACCAACAGCAACACCUCCUGCUGAACCAAUGCCAAAUCUUACAUCCAAAGAUACAGAGGAAGAGGAGAAUGCAAAUGUAGCACCUGUUCCUCCUAUAAUUUCUGCUCCCACACCAUAUCCAAUUGAGACAACAGAUGAACAGCUUAAUCCAGAGAAGCAAGAAACUGCUGUUACUGCUGCUGGUAGUUCUACCCCCAUCUCAAACCCGUUCGACAACGAAGGUGUAUUACUCAAUGAUAUAGAGAAUGUCUGCACCGGAAGCAGGAGGGUUUCAGAGUCACCCCUUCAAGAUGAUUUUAUGAUAGAUGGUCUUGAGGGUAUGGAUUAUGUUUUUGAUGAUAUGCUAGCCAGUAGCACUGACAUGCUUGAUGCCAUUGGUUCCUCUGGUAGUUUGCAGCAAUAGUAGCUGUCAGUAGUUCAUAUAAACUUGUAAAAAAUAGUCUCUCAACGACUAUGGUCGUUUUAGUUUAAAAUAGGACACUGGUGUUUUUACUAAAAAUCAGUUAAUUUUUUGCAAUUCUUUUAACUUUGUAUUUCAGUUCAAGGCAUUCAUCAACCACGGAAUAUAGAUAUAUUUUUGUGUAGUUUGAACCCCAUCAAAUCAGUUAAAUCGUUCAAUACACAUUGUUAUCUAAU
This is a messenger RNA of Cuscuta europaea, 3094 nucleotides long. NCBI's taxonomy places the organism in Eukaryota, Viridiplantae, Streptophyta, Magnoliopsida, Solanales, Convolvulaceae. The record is from the annotation of a GenBank genome assembly.